ACAUCAAUUGUUCUCAGUCGUCGGUUUCGCGCUGUUGUGUCUUGUAUGAAAUCGGCAAUCAGCUGUUCUCGUUUUCUGGAGUGUACACCAAACUGUUCACAGUUCAAGAAUAUCACCGAAUUCCUGUUGUCACGGAUGAGCGUCCUGUAGCACCCGUGUCAUGAUAUCAGGUGGUUGGUGCAGGUAGCUUGACUCUACUCGAAGCGCACAAAUGGAUCCACCAUUACUCGAGACAACGGCGGAUGAAGCUGGAGGAUCGUCCGAUUCUAGCUUCAACAUGGAGACGUCCCCCGAGACGGCGACGAUUCGGAAAGCGAUGCGUGACGCCAUCGACAAAGGCGACUUCGGACGAGAAGGUAAAUACGAGGUUGUCCCUGUACGAGGACCACAGACUUCUCGCCCUGAAGGUCGUCUUCAGCCAGGAGCUGCUGACCAUGUUGCUAAGCAAAAAGGAGCUGCGGGAAAUUGAAACUGGUGGACGGCUAAUGAAACUUGUAGUCGAUGGUCACCUCAAACACGGAUUGGUAGACGGACACAACAAAGGUAUUCCUGUGUUUGUCAACAAAACAUUUGCCGAGUUUUUCGCAGCUCAUUUUCUCGCUAAUGAGGUUAGAGAGGAAGAUAACGCGGAGGGCGACGUUACAAAGUUUGUCGCCAGCAUGUACGGUAACAGCGAUUAUGAUGGGGUCCUCAAUUUCUUCGAUGCAUUGGGAGCAAAAUGUCACGCACUUCACUGCCAUGUCAUGAACAAUGACUGGCGGAGUGUUGGGGAUGUUGCAGAGGUGCCCUUCAGCCGUGAUGCUUUUUCAAGAUUGCCUAUGCAUAUAGCAGCGUUGUAUGCAGAUGAAGAGACAUUGGACAAGGUCAUUGAGAUGCACGGUGAGAAAAUGGCUGAGGAAUUGCUAGAAGAAGACGGACUUGGAAUGACGCCUUUGACGUACGCCGACAGACUACGCCAUUGGAAAAGACUGAAUGAACUUUGCAGACAUCGCAGUGAGAAGAGCGUCAACUGGGCGAAGCAACUGCCUGUUGCCACAAGGAACAUAACAGAAAAAAGAGACUUCGGAUCUUCAGUGAUAGGCAAGGCUGUGCUGAUGGAGUUGAAAGAACUCUUGAAUUGCAUUUUGAAAGCGUUCGCCGUCCUGAAGAACGCCGAACGGCCCCUUGUUACGGAUCCUCAAGAGACCGGCCAUAAUCAGAGAACUACUAAGCACCCAGAGAUUGAUAUCGAUACGAUCCAGUGCAAUGUCGGACACACUCCUAUCUUCCACGUGAAGUCUUACGAAGUCUUCAAAGUACUCUUACCUUAUUCGGACAUUAGAGUUGUGGCGAAAGACGGCUCGACACUCUUACAUGCGUACGCGGCGGUGGGAGCACACGAUGCUUGCAAGUACGUUCUGAGUCACCUUCCAAGUGAUGCGUCCGAUGCAGAUGGUCGGAGGCCGCUGCACUUGAGUACGAUUUGCAGUAAUUCGGACAUUGUGCAUAUGUUGAUACCCCAUUCGACAUCAAGAUAUGCGAGUGACAAACAAGGAGACACAGCACUGCACCUGGCAGCAUAUAAUGGAUAUGUUUUUGAAAGUAAUGAACUCUGUGUAUGGCUUCCUUUCUGUGCACUCUACAGUACGACCUCGGUAGUGCAAACAGAAGUAAUCAAAAAGAUCCUUCCUCAUGUGGACAUCACCUCUUCCAACUGCGAUGGCGACACUGUCUUGCACAAAAGUUCCUACUGCAAUUCAACGAGUGCCGUGACGCUCCUCCUUCCCUAUUCAGACGUAGAUAUGAAAAGAAAAGCUGGUGAUAAUUCACUCUUAGGGAGUGUUUCUAGAGGACGCAUACUGGGGAGACGCGUCACGACAGCGGUCAGCACAGUCCUCGAUGUGUGUGAAGGUUAUAUUUCGGAAUUGCUUGAUGGCAUUACCAGAGAGUAUGAAUCGCGGCAAGAAACGAAUCCAGAAAGGAAGGCAUCCGAAAAGGAAGAUAUCAAGGUCAUGAAACUUAUUUUGCUCCAUUCAGUCGUUAAUGCUGUCGAUGAAGAUGGUGGCACUUCACUUCACCUUAGUGUUCGCGCAGGAGAACUGGAUGUAGUAAAGCUACUGUAUCAUCAUUUAUCAGCCAAUGAUACCGACACAGAAGGACUGACCUCGUGCCAUUGGGCUGCCAUAAGCGGUCACUUGCACGUAGUAAACUUCUUCUUUUACAGAAUGUGUUUCAAUGCACGAGAUCACAAAGGAGCUACUCCACUCGUCUAUGGCGCUCUCUAUGGCCAUAUCGACAUCGUGAAGGUUCUCCUUCCUAUGACAUCAGCGGACAUCCUUGACACGUAUGGAUAUAUUCCUUUGCAUUAUUCUGCCAAUGAAGGUUACACUGAAAUUGCUCAGUUUCUUCUUCCUCAUUCGUUUGCUUCAAAGGAUGCUAAAGAUGGUUUCACCCCGCUGCAUCUUACGGCAAGAAAGGACCACGUAGAAACAUCGCGUGUGAUUCUCCCACACUCAGAUACUGCUGUCUGCAAUGACAACGGUGAUACGGCCAUACAUGUGUGCACGUACAAGCAUUACUGCGAAGUGGUGCAACUGUUACUUCCUUACUCUGAGCUGAAUGCCGCGAAUAAAUCGGGGAAGACAGCACUUCUACAAGCAUGUUGUGGUACCCACCGAUCGAAACAAGAAAACGCUGCGGAGAGCACCAGAAGCAGCAGCACGCUCGGAACACAGAACGUCAAAAUGAUCAAACUCCUGCUGCUCCAUUCUGUCGUUAAUGCUGCCGAUAAAGAUGACUGCACUGCACUUCAUCUGAGUGCUCGUACAGGAAACUUGGAUGUAGUAAAGCUAUUGUUUCCUCAUUUGUCAGCGAAUGAUACUGACAAACGUGGACAGAACUCGUUCCACCGCUCAGUUAUAGGGGGCCACUUGGACGUAGUCAACUUCUUCCUUUCUAGAAUGUGUUUCAAUGCACGAGAUCACAAAGGCGCUACUCCACUCGUCUACAGCGCUCUCUAUGGCUAUAUCGGCAUCGUGAAACGUCUCCUUCCUCUCAUAUCGGCCGACGUCUCUGACACGUAUGGAUUAAUUCCGUUGCAUUAUUCUCCCUCGGAAGGUCACACUGAUACUGUUGAAUACCUUCUUCCCCAUUCAUUUACUUCUAAGGGUAACAAACAUGGUUCCACAGCGCUGCAUCUUAGCGCGCAGUACGGUAGAGUCGAAGCAACCGGAGCGAUUCUCCCUCAUUCAGAUACUGUCAUUAGCGAUGGUGAUGGUGACACGGCUCUGCUGUGUAGCGCACAUGGAAAUUGUUGUGAUGUCGUUAAACUGCUGCUGGUUUCUUAUUCGGAAGUGAAUGCCACGAAUAAAUGUGGAAUGACAGCGCUGGCGUACAUUUUCCAUGAAGACAUCCAACAGUUUGAGAAGAAAUCUGAAAACAGUGAGGAGAACAAAGAGAGCGAAGUGCCAGAAAAGAAAGACAUCAAAAUGAUCAAACUGCUGAUUCUCCACGCGAAUUCCAACGUUGUUGACAAUGACGGACGAACUGUAUCUCGACUGGCUGCCUCUCGGAGAUGGUUCAAUAUAAACAAAUUAUUUCUUCCUCACUUGGAUGUUACCUCUGUUGGAAUUCAAGUAGCACACGAGGAUGCUGUGGAGCUGCAGGGAUAAUAAAAAAAAUAAUACGCGGUUUUAUUCGUGCUGUGAUAAAUAACAGAGAGUCAGCACCAGAACAGAAGUGGGUCGGUUAUUCAGCGACUGAAUGCAAGUGGCCUGGCACGGUUACGAAAUUGAGAUGCGUUUCUGUUGGCGUGUAACAAAGUGUGGCGGUACGUUUAUAGAUGUAAGUAACUGUGAGUGAAUGUUACUUGUCUGAUAGCAAGCGAUGCCUUUCCCCUUGGAAGCUGUGAGUUUUCAGUGUAACGAUUGAUAAUCAGUGUACAUAUAACAUAUUUGAACUCUUUGUUCGCCUAAGCUUCAGAGGUUUUUGGAUCUUCAUGUUAGAUGUAUAUCGCAGUGUGGGAUUUUGGCGUGUAUCGUCGUGUAUGUGCAGCUUCAUUAAAGUGUUUGAA
Molecule: messenger RNA, 4051 nt
Organism: Ornithodoros turicata
Lineage: Eukaryota; Metazoa; Arthropoda; Arachnida; Ixodida; Argasidae
Product: ankyrin-1-like
Exons: 4
Coding region: 243-3650 (1135 amino acids)
Molecular function (GO): protein binding
Source: RefSeq, a predicted model, not a curated record